UAUCUACGUCAGGCUGGAUUUUUUGAGGUUUCUCAAAUAGGGCGUUACAAAAUUGAUAGGCACAUUGUAACCACUCUUGUAGAAAGAUGGCGGUCCGAAACCCAUACUUUUCACUUUCGAACGGGUGAGUGUACUAUCACUUUGGAAGACGUCUAUAUGUUACUCGGCUUACCUUUUGGAGGUUCAAUUGUUACGGCUCCUCCAACUCUUCCGUGGAAUCUUUGUGCUCAUUUGUUGGGAAUAACUCCUCCAGCACACAAAACUGAUGGUUUUACUCUCUCCUUGUCGUGGUUAAAGGAUAAUCUGGUCGAUAAUAACUUCAAUGAACAAUCUCCUCCGGAGGUAAAAAUACAACACACUAGGAGGUACCUACUAUACCUCUUUGGAGGGUUCUUGUUUCCAAAUACAACUGGAUUAUUUGUGCACAUCUCUUGGUUGUCUUUGUUAAUGGAUUUUAAUGAAACAAGAAGAUAUAGUUGGGGAUCGGCAGUUUUGGCUUACCUUUAUCGUGGCUUGUGUGAGGCCUCACAUCCAAAUAUAAAAGCACUAAAUGGAUGUCAUUUCUUGUUACAAGUUUGGGGAUAUUGUCGGUUGAGUCAUAUCGCUCCGAGAAAUGAUAACCCACUCCAGUGGCCGCUAGGAUUAAAAUGGACAGGUGUAGGUUCAAGAUACUACGAGAAUCCAAGCCAUGACACUAUAUCUUACAGAAAAAAGUUUGAUGACAUACUACCACAUGAUUUUAAAUGGAGACCUUACAAGAAGGUUCCAUACAUGCGACAAUUCCAUACGGUGGACAAACGGUUCAAGACGUGGUACCAAUCAAAUGGUUUUCGCUUUCCGAUAGAGAGCCAACAUUGGGACAACCGACGGAGUUAUACUUUACCUCGCAUGCAGCCAAGAUCACUCACCCCAAGUCAUGCAUAUAUUGAGUGGUUGACAACCACAUGCAACCCACGUCUAAGGAUUCCAGUUGAGACAAAACCAUCAGAUUCAGAUCCAGACGAACAAGAAGAGCCGGAGCCGGAACAUGAACCUGAAAUUUACAACAACCAAACACCAAUUCAUGAUGAUUUUUGGGAUCAAGACAUUUUUUCUCAACUACAAGAUCAUCAAUCUCAACCACAUACAACACAAAACAUUCAUGGUUCUGUAAUGUAUGAAUUUCUCGACACCCCCCAACAAAAUAUCAUCCAACCACCACCAUAUACCUCCCCGAGAAAUGCAUAUGAGCCCCAAUAUCAGUCAACUUACCAACAAAAUUCAAUGCCAAAUUAUGGUUACAAUGACCCAAAUCAAGCUACCACAUCCAACAACAACAACUACUUCUCCUAUAAUGACCCAAACCAAGCUGGACCGUCCAACACCAAUUACCCCCCUACAACAGCCCACAAUACCCAAUGUACACCAACCAAAACUACAACCAUCCACCAACACCAACAAACCUAUUAUCUCACUUCUCUCCGGCUUCGUUCAACGACAAUGAACAAUUUCUGGAUAUUGGAUGGCAAACAAGGGAACACGAUGUGUCGUUGUCAUUGGGUUAUGGUAGUCAAAUACAAUCAGCUACAGAUAACAAUGACGAAGACCAACAUGACCCUCAAGUAAAUCGCGGAAGAAAUCGUCGAAGACGAGGGUGUGCGACAGCCGGGCAUUUAUAAUAAUUGUAGAUAUUAUGAUAUUUAA
This is a messenger RNA of Medicago truncatula (barrel medic), 1683 nucleotides long. RefSeq lists its product as uncharacterized. NCBI's taxonomy places the organism in Eukaryota, Viridiplantae, Streptophyta, Magnoliopsida, Fabales, Fabaceae. Gene Ontology annotation, biological process: meristem maintenance; meristem development. The record is from RefSeq and is a predicted model, not a curated record. The transcript is spliced from 4 exons. Bases 157 to 1605 code for a protein of 482 amino acids.